UGUAAAACUAUUUCGAGGUGGCUUCAGAUCAAGAGUUCUUCAGUGACAAUGUGGUUUCUUAUAAAAUUUAUAUCUGUUUUUACAACACUUAGUUAUAUUCAAACAAUUAUUAUCAUCGGUGCUGGACAAGUCGAAGUUUGUACGCGUCAGUCUUCUUCUUGUAUUUCCAUCAAGGAUUGCAAACACUUCAUGAGCUUUUUAGAACACACCGAAAAACCAUUGAAAAGUCCGAUCGUAAGUUUUUUGAGGUCUCACCAGUGCGGUUUUCAAGGUGGUUACCCGAAAGUUUGCUGUAAAGACCUUCCCGAAAAUUUUACUAUUUCUGUGCAACGAAAUAUUUCGACUGUAACCGGCAAUAUCGAAACACCGUGCGAUGAUAAAAAACAAAUUAAUAUUAAGGUUGAAAAUAUUGACGAAAAACGAAAAAUUUUGGAUGACUUCUUUUCAAAUUCUGACGAUGAUUUCGAUCUGUUAACGGAAUUUGACUUUUUAAGAAGGAAAAGACACUACGUGACUGAAAUUGAAAUUAGGUAAAAUUGUAAUAUUAAUUUUAAUUUGUAUUUUAACUUUUAUG
Molecule: messenger RNA, 574 nt
Organism: Agrilus planipennis (emerald ash borer)
Lineage: Eukaryota; Metazoa; Arthropoda; Insecta; Coleoptera; Buprestidae
Exons: 2
Coding region: 49-534 (161 amino acids)
Source: RefSeq, a predicted model, not a curated record